Molecule: messenger RNA, 1431 nt
Organism: Fraxinus pennsylvanica
Lineage: Eukaryota; Viridiplantae; Streptophyta; Magnoliopsida; Lamiales; Oleaceae
Source: the annotation of a GenBank genome assembly
AUGGGCCUAGGCCUUGAAGCUAUCAAUGCUGGUUCUAUGGAUGUGGGCAAAUCAAAAUCAAAGGGAAGAAAAAACAUACACAACGAUGAUGAUGAAGAUAAUGCUGAGGCGACUGGUUGUUGGAUUAAGUUCAGAUUUUUCGGAAGCUGCAUAUCUUCUAGGGCUAAUGUUGAUAGCUCUGUUAGUGGCUCGAGCUCGCAAUAUGCUGAAAGUAAAUCUACAAACGAUACAAGUAGAGACCAACCAGUUGCUCCAGUCGUAUCAUCUUCAACAACCAGCAACACAGAAAGCAUACCAUCUACUCCUAUUGUAGGCGAGGAAUUGAAAAUUGCUUCUCAGCUUCGAAGAUUUACCUAUAAUGAAUUGAAGAUUGCAACGAGGAACUUUAGGCCUGACAGUCUCCUUGGUGAGGGUGGCUUUGGUUGUGUUUUCAAAGGUUGGAUCAACGAGACUGGAUGUGCGCCAGUUAAACCUGGCACGGGGCUCACGGUUGCCGUGAAAACUCUCAAUCAUGAUGGGCUUCAGGGCCACAAAGAGUGGCUUGCUGAAGUAAAUUAUCUCGGUGACCUCAUCCAUCUACAUUUGGUUAAAUUAAUAGGUUAUUGCAUAGAGGAUGACCAAAGGCUCCUCGUCUAUGAGUUUAUGCCUCGGGGAAGUUUGGAGAAUCACUUGUUUAGAAGGUCCCUGCCUCUUCCUUGGUCCAUAAGAAUGAAAAUUGCAUUGGGUGCUGCAAAGGGUCUUGCAUUUCUUCAUGAAGAAGCUGAAAGACCAGUUAUAUAUAGAGAUUUUAAAACAUCGAACAUCCUACUAGAUGCUGAUUAUAAUGCGAAGCUUUCUGAUUUUGGUCUCGCCAAAGAUGGUCCCGAGGGAGAUAAGACGCAUGUAUCUACUCGUGUAAUGGGAACAUAUGGCUAUGCUGCCCCCGAGUACGUGAUGACAGGACAUCUGACGGCAAAGAGUGACGUUUACAGCUUUGGGGUGGUUUUGCUUGAAAUGUUGACUGGGAGAAGAUCAAUGGACAAAAGCCGACCAAAUGGGGAACAUAACUUGGUGGAAUGGGCAAGACCAUAUCUUGGAGAGAGGAGAAGGUUCUACAGGCUCAUUGAUCCACGUCUUGAGGGUCGUUUCUCAAUCAAAGGGGCACAGAAGGCUGUGCAGUUGGCGGCUCUAUGCCUCAACCGUGAUGCAAAAGCUCGACCUCUGAUGAGCGAAGUUGUUGAAGCCCUUGAACCGUUGCCUAAUUUGAAGGACAUGGCCUGUUCCUCCUCCUAUUUCCAGGCCAUGCACUCAGAACGUGCUGCUUCCAGAAUGCAAGUUUUUUCGCUAAAGAAUGGGCAGCCGACUCGGAGUCCUGCCUUGCCAUACCAUCUUCAAGCCUCGCCAAAUCAACAUAUUCAACCUCUCCGUUCACCAAAACCAGACAAAACAUAA